AGGGAACAACUUCCUACUAAGGUAAUCUAUUGAUUUUAAUCCAUUUUUGGUGACCUAAGGGCUGUUGUGAUAAGUGUCUUAUUUAUUACUCCAUCCGUCUCAAAACUAUAGUCUGGAUUGUGUUUGGCACGAGAUUUAAGGAAUAUUGAUAUUAUAUUUAUAGUGGGUAAAAAAUAUGGGUAAAAGACUUUUUUGAUCUUGUGAGUGUAUUAGUAUAAAAAGUAGUGGCAAUUGUGUAAUAAUAAUGAAAAAGUAAGGGUAAUUUUAUAGUGAUAUGGUUAUUUAUGAAAAUGAGACUAUUGUUUUGGGACGGACAAAAAUGGUAAAUAGGACUAUUGUAUUGGGACGGAGGGAGUAUUUUUUUUAUGUGUUUAUUAAUUAAAGCCUAUAUAAUUAUGCCUGCAGUGACUACAAAAGAGUCUGGCGACAGAGUUGCAGAUUGUUUGUUCGCCUAAUUGAUGGGUACAAAUGAUGCAUUUGUGGAUCUUACAAUAACCAUAAUGUUCCCUGGACUGUAUGCAUUGGCGGUGGGAUACGUGUCUUGUUGCUUGGAGAGGGCAAUACAACGACCGAUUUGGAUAUCUAACACUUAUCCUGGAGGCUGCUGCUUCUCAAGACCUAUGGAUCUGGCAUGCAUUUUUCGGUAUGCCCGGUACAAACUACGACGUCACAGUGUUGGAUCAUUCUCCAUUGUUCAAUAAAUACAUGGAUGGGACGGCACCUCCAGUCGAAUACGAGGUGAAUAGAACACGCUAUAACCUCUCAUACUACUUGACAGAUGGUAUAUAUCCUAGGCACGCCGUAUUCACGCAGGCGGUGAGAUCUCCUGUGACUGCCAAGGAGAGAGCUUUCACAACGUUGCAAGAAGCAUGUCGUAAGGACAUUUCAUGGGCUUUCAGUGUUUUGCAACAGAAAUGGCGUAUUUUGCAGAUGCCGACUAGGCUAAGGCAAACAUCCGACUUGCUUUGCGCAAUAACUACGUGUAUUAUAUUGCACAACAUGGUUGUCGAAGAUGAACGUGGCCAAGAUUUACCGGAAUGGACACCUCCAACGGAAGAAGAUCAAAGCAUGCCAAUGGGUUAUGCAACCGUCGAUGAAGUCCGUCUUUUGUACCGCAACAUGGAAGUAAAUGAUCGAUUGCGGGAAGAUCUUAUGAAUCACCAAUAGAUGUUUUACGGUGGCGAACAUGUAUAAG
Molecule: messenger RNA, 1195 nt
Organism: Andrographis paniculata
Lineage: Eukaryota; Viridiplantae; Streptophyta; Magnoliopsida; Lamiales; Acanthaceae
Exons: 2
Coding region: 517-1167 (216 amino acids)
Source: RefSeq, a predicted model, not a curated record